AUGGUCUACAUGGACCAGACAGACGCCUUUAGGUCCCUCGUAGCAGAGGGUUCAAAGUCAGCCUCCUCGUCGCCCGCAUCGUCACGUCCCGGAAGCCGCGCCGCUUCUCGCACACGACAGCGCGACGAGCAGCAGAACAAGGCAAAGGACGAUGGCUUCCUCACAGAGGCAUACCAGAUUCAUGGCCACCUUGCCGACCUCGGUCGCAUGCUCAAGACAAUACGCAAACCCUACCUCUCCACGACCGAGCCUCCACCAUUGUCCCGCCGCUCACGCACCGCCGCCGCUGCUGGAGACGAUGACGAGCUCAAGCGGUUCGAGGGAACAAAGUAUCUCUCCGAGAGGGAACGAGACGAGAUUGACGUGCGCGCCAAAAUGAUCUUGCGGCGAUGCAAGGAGCGCGUGGGACUCCUCGAGGACGCCGAGAAGAUCCGUAAAGCAACCGUGCAGCCGCCAACCCCGGCCAUCUUCAACUUUCUCCCCUCGCUCGCGCCGGCGCCCGUCGACUCGUCUGGACCGCUGCUCACCGCCCACCGCGCGAGCAUUGUCUGGACGCUCACCAACAUGCUGGCCAAGCUGAGCCAGACCCAGACGGACAUGCAAGAAGAGCGCGCCAAGCGCCGCGCAGAGCGCAGCCGCACCCUCGGCGGUGGCGCAGCGCGCGAAGCUGCAGCCAUGCAGGUGACGGCGGACCGUGGCGCACGCUCCGGGGCCGGGUCCGGUGUGCCCACACCCAUCAUGGCAGUGCCGGCCGCCGCGCUCUCGAUCAUGCCCGAGGACGAGCCGCCCAUCGACCAGCAACUGUCUGCCGAGCAGCUGCAGCAGUUUGAGUCGGAGAACAAUGCCCUCCUGGAACACAUGGAGAGCCAGCUCAGCUCAGUCCUGGCAGCUGAGAAGAGCCUGUUAGAGAUUUCGUCGCUCCAGACCGAACUGGUGCGCCACCUGGUUCAGCAGACCGAGAUCACAGACAAGCUGUACGACGAGGCCGUGGGCAGUGUCGCCGAGAUGGGCAAGGCAAACACACAGCUCAAGCAGGCAAAGGAGCGCAGCGGCGAGGCGAGGCUGUACCUCCUCGUCUUCCUCAUCGGCGCCAGCAUGGCCCUCCUCUUCCUCGACUGGUAUGCCUAA
Molecule: messenger RNA, 1128 nt
Organism: Apiotrichum porosum
Lineage: Eukaryota; Fungi; Basidiomycota; Tremellomycetes; Trichosporonales; Trichosporonaceae
Exons: 3
Coding region: 1-1128 (375 amino acids)
Biological process (GO): retrograde vesicle-mediated transport, Golgi to endoplasmic reticulum
Cellular component (GO): SNARE complex; endoplasmic reticulum
Source: RefSeq, a predicted model, not a curated record